Molecule: messenger RNA, 1199 nt
Organism: Phoenix dactylifera (date palm)
Lineage: Eukaryota; Viridiplantae; Streptophyta; Magnoliopsida; Arecales; Arecaceae
Source: RefSeq, a predicted model, not a curated record
AUCUAUAGCUCUCUAUCCUUCUCCAUCCUUGGCCACACAAACCUGGAUCAAAGAGUUCAUCUCCUAGCAACAAUGGAGGCAUCCUGUUUCCUCACCUCUAAAUCCUUCAACAAAACCCUAGACCUGGCUCCAUCCCUCAAGCCCAAACUACCCAUCUUCCAUAAGAAAAGGUCCAGCCAACGGCUCCAUGGAACUGGUGGAGGCCAUUCUUCUGUCAUAACCUGUAACUGCAAACUCACAGGUUGCAGCCUGCGACCACAAUUGCCGGACGACGAGAAUGUCGAGCCAUUACUCAAAUCAGACUGGCGAUCUUUCCGAGCAAGACUAGUUGCUGGUGAACAUGCAUCACUUUAUUCAGAUUCUAUGGAUCAAAGCCCAUCACCUCAGACGCUAAGCGAUAGAUGGGCUCACCCCCUCCAUGAGCCUGAGAAGGGGUGCCUCCUCCUCGCCACCGAGAAGCUCGACGGCGUUCACAUCUUUGAACGGACAGUCAUACUACUUCUCUCGACCGGCCCAUUGGGGCCGAUUGGCGUCAUACUGAACCGGCCAUCUCUUAUGUCCAUCAAGGAGACCCAGUGGACAAAGUUGGACAUCGACGGGAUGUUCUCGAACCGGCCCUUGUUCUUCGGCGGGCCAUUGGAGGAGAGCCUUUUCUUGGUGGGCCCCCAAGGUGGCGAUGAUGGGGUGGGGAGGAGUGGGGUGUUUGAGGAAGUGAUGGAGGGGUUGUACUAUGGGACUAGGGAGAGUGUAGGCUGUGCUGCUGAGAUGGUCAAGAGGAAUGCAGUUGGGGUGGGUGACUUCAGGUUCUUUGAUGGGUACUGUGGGUGGGAGAAGGAGCAGUUGAAGGAAGAAAUAAGAGCUGGAUUUUGGAUGGCAGUGGCUUGCAGCCCAAAGGUUAUUGGGCUGGCCAGUGUUGGAAGUGUUGGGCUGUGGGAGGAUGUCUUGGGCCUUGUUGGGGAAAGGAAGGUGUGGUGACCCUAGUAAAAAGAAGGAAGAGAGAAGAGUAGCUCUUAGCAUUUAAGUGUCUUGCAAGUGAUUCUUGAAAUGAAGGGGCCCUGGUCUAUUUAUCUGCUUACCUACCAUGAGGUCAAGUGAGACUCUUGACCAUCUCACUGGAUGUAGUUCAUGCAUUCUUUUCAUUUGGUUAUUAUUGGAUUCCCAUGAUUGACCGCCAAUUAAUAAAUCUAGCUUGUCAGGUA